Messenger RNA from Nicotiana tabacum (common tobacco), 1502 nucleotides. The record is from RefSeq and is a predicted model, not a curated record. Lineage: Eukaryota; Viridiplantae; Streptophyta; Magnoliopsida; Solanales; Solanaceae.
UUUUUUUCUAAAUUUAAGUAAGAGAAAAAGUAAAAAGAAGCUAAGAAUAGUGAAAGCGAACGUGAUUCUCGCAGUAAAAUGUUUUACAGUUUUGGUAAAUAGCAGUCUCACGACAGAGAAACAACAGUUCGCUGCUGCUACCAACACUGAAUAAAAGCUCUGAAGAAAGAAAAGAACACAGGAAACGCCAGAAAUAAAACCGCUUACUAUUUAUUUUCUAUUCUAGUUAGCAUGUUUUUGCAUAAAAAAUUGAAGAAAUCUCAAAAGGAACGGAAAAUUGGAUUUGAGCUUAGCAUCUUCCGUUAUUUGUUUCUUUUCUGGCUUGUUAAUUUGGGGAUUCUGUGACUAGCAGCGUCAUGACGUCCUCGCUUCAUUAUCAUUCAGAUGGUAGUGAGAAUGAACAGCCAGAGAAGCAAUCAGAGGCUCACAGCGAGUCUUCAUCCCCUGCUAUUGGAAUGUCUGUCCCUGGAACUGUAACACCAAAUAUGCACUAUGUGAUGCCCGCUCAACUUGGCAAUGAAAAUGCUAUGUUGCAGGCUCAAACAGCUUAUCCUUAUCCGGACCCAUACUAUAGGAGCAUCUUUGCACCAUACGAUGCACAGCCUUAUCCUACACAACCUUAUCCAGCACAACCAAUGGUUCACGUUCAGCUUAUGGGAAUUCAACAAGCUGGUGUUCCUUUGCCAUCAGACGCAAUAGACGAACCUGUUUUUGUUAAUGCAAAACAGUAUCAUGGCAUCUUGAGGCGUCGACAAUCUCGCGCGAAAGCUGAGUCAGAAAAGAAACUUCUGAAAGCUAGGAAGCUCAAAGAUGAAUAUCAACUGUGCUGGACCAUCUCUGCCAGACCCAAUAUCAUACAGUUGCCCUACUUGCAUGAGUCACGCCAUUUGCAUGCACUGAAAAGAGCUAGAGGAUGUGGGGGUCGUUUUACAGCGAAGAAAACUGAUAACCAGCCGAAACAGGACGAAUCAGGUGAUAACUCACAGGUCAACAUUAAUCUUGACCCUGGAAAAAACGAGGUUGCUUCUGCAGAGAAUGCCUCUUGAUUUAUGCAGAAAUGCAAUAUCAAGAGUCUUUGUGGACCAUGAAAACAGCAUGCUUUCAUCAAAGUGAAACUGUGGUAGCUGGACAAAAUCAGUGUGAUUAUGGUGUUCUGUAUGUUUAGCUCAGUGUAGAAAGAUCAGAAUAGGCUACUUGUUGAGAGUCACAAAGUGGUCACUGGGCGUAUAUUCUCAAAAUACUAUCUUUCUGAGCUUGUUCGCAGACAUUUUUCUUAUCCUGUUGAUUUGUAAUUACUUCGAGAUUUGUUCAAAGUGUAGCUCUGGUAGCUUUACAAAAUAUCGAGUCAGAAAGUAGAGUUACAACAUUUGACAAUAUGUUCUUUUAGGUUAGGAAGAUAAGCUUUUAGUGCUGCUGGUUGAUGGACUCGCAUUUCGAAGGUCAUGCAUUUUUGUGUCAAUAUCUCGGUAAUAAGGAAAGUUUCCACUGUGAUUACUGGUGCU